CAGACAGUCAGACAGACAGACAGUCAGACAGACAGUCAGACGUGCUGGGAGCAUGAAGGCUGAAUGAGAUGUGAAAGCCGGAGGAAGGAGCGAACCAUGAAAGUCGCCUCUGUGGUCGUAUACGGGGUCGCGCUGGGGCUCCUGGCGGUCGGCCUGCGAGAGCUGCUGACUGGCUUCGAGGAGAACAGAUGCAGUAUGACCUACAUGUUUGAAUACCCAGAGUACAGGCGAGUGGCCUUGCCUCGGCGUGUUGCCAGACUGUACCCAGCGUACGGGCUCUACCUUUAUGGAGAGGGUCUAUAUGCCCAGGAGACCCGAGCACUUAAACUCACUGGCGCCCCUGUGCUCUUCUUGCCUGGAAAUGCUGGCAGUUACAAACAAGCUCGCUCCCUGGGCUCGGUGGCCCUCAGGAAGGCUGAAAACAUGGAGGGAGGUCUCCACUUCAAUGUGUUCACCGUGGACUUCAAUGAGGAGCUGGUUGCGCUUUACGGUGGCAGUUUGCUCCAGCAGACACACUUUCUGCAUGAGAGCAUUAAGGCCAUCCUAAGGCUGUACAAGCAUCUGAAGACCCCUCCCCCGAGUGUGGUGCUUGUGGGCCAUUCCAUGGGAGGAGUGGUGGCUCGGGCUCUGUUCACUUUGCCCCGUUUUAACACCAAUCUGGUCAGCCUGAUCAUUACCCAGGCCUCUCCUCACCUGGCUCCAGUACUGGCCCUGGACCCAUACCUGCUGGAUUUCUACUCUGCAGUGAGAAAGAAAUGGGUGAACCAGGCGAACAAACUCAGAAACAUCACAGUCCUGUCCGUUGGGGGCGGUUACCGUGACUACCAGGUCCGGUCUGGUCUAACAUCCCUGCCGUGUCCUUCAGGAGACCCCAAUAAGUUGUCACUGGUGGCAACUGCAGUUCCCCGGACAUGGGUGUCAACCGACCACCUCUCCAUUGUUUGGUGUAAAGAGCUUGUUCUUGCCACUGUCAGGGCAUUCUUCGACCUCAUUGAUCCUGAAACCAGACAGUUCACAGAGAAUCAGGAGAAGAAAAUAGCCGUACUAAACCAUCACUUCAUCAGACAUCCUGUCAGGAUGGUGGGAGAAACUCACGACGCGUCCAUCUCAACCUUAGAUUUUCCUGAAGUGUGGAGUGAAGUGAACACACUGCGUCUGGCUUACAGCACACCGAAGGAAGGACAGGUGAAAUAUUUCAUGUUUGCACUGUCGAGUCGCAGGAAAGCCUACAGCCAUUUCUACUGCCGGAGCAGCAACCUGGAGAUGACUAGCUGGGUUUAUGGCUGUGUGCACAAGAAUGGUUCAUGUCUACAUGCUGUUGAUCUAUCUGUGGGAACUGAGCUGCUGCCACCAUACAAGGUCCUGAUUUUGAGUCUCAGUGAUUUGUCUUCAGUUAGUCAUCUAGUUGUUUCGGCCUCCAACCUCAAUGGCAAACAGUUUACGGUGGAGUGUGAAUGGCAAAGACAAGAAUCUCAGACUCUGUCUGUCCCAGUACCACAUGUCCUGUCCUUCGGUUUGACUUUCAGCGACAUUACGGUCAACUCUUCUGGACUUCUACACACCAUCAAGCUUCAUCACUUUCACCAGGUCUAUCAGGCAUUCAGAAUUAAUGUUGCAAGCCAAUGCAAAGUACAUAAAGAUAGAUUGCCCAAUGUGUACAGAAUAAUGGUGCCAUGGUUUCGAGAGGACUCUUUAACCACAGUCAGUGUGCCGUCAGUUACUGAGAUCUCAGGGAUGCUCCACACAAGUCGCCUAGACAACACAUCAGGUGUCCUCCUUCAGCUUCACACUGCCCCCAACUGCCAGUACAAGGUUUCAAUAAGGACUUCAUUACCCAGGGUGCUUGGGCAGAUCCUGAGGUUCUGUGGUCCUAUGGUACCAGUUUACACAGCUGUAACUCUGCUGCUGGCCUGUGGGGGGCAGCUGUCAACCAUCCUGAAGUCGAGGCGAGCUGCAGACAUGAGCCAGGUGGUGGGCAAAGGCCUGCAGCCUCAUAAAGUCAACCUGCCCGUUUAUGUUCUGCACAUCUUACUUAGCUGUAGCCGCUUUCAAGAGUUCUGGUCCAUUUUAUGCCUCCCCCCCAUGGAUGUUCUGCCUGCAUCUUUUCCUGAUGCAAUGUUUCAUAAUGGCGAGAUACUAGUUGAAGAAUGGCCCCACCUCCUGUCCCCUCUGCUGUACAUUUUGGGGGCAGCUGUGGCAUACUGGGGGAGCACACUGCUCCGUCUAAUUAUGCGGCUGAUCUCAUUAAUAUUGGCGCCACUACACAGACCAUCUGUCUCUAGAGACUGUGGCACCCUGCGACUGCGGACCCAGCUCCUCAUCGCCCUCUGUCUGACAGUUAUCGGCGGGAUUUCCUGUGGAGCGUUUUCAGUCUUUGCUGCUUUUUUGCUUCACCUUUAUAGGGUGCUACGGCUACAAAUGACAGAGAGGUCUUUGAGUCACAUGCUGAAUCUGGCGCCCCAGAAGCACAAAGAAGCUGAGAACGGCACAGUCAACGUUGAGUGCUUGAGCAGGUCGAAAGAAUGUAACGGCACCCCCCUGCUGUCUGAGUGUGCACUGGAGGAGGUGAGGGAUGAUCUACAGCUCCACCUCUGCCUAUCAGCACUCUUCACGCUACCUGUCAUGCUCAGUACACCAUCACUCAUCCACUGGAUCCGCAACCUGAGAUAUACCACCCAGUUGGACCCUGACCCUUGUUGGCCACACAUUGUGCCUCUAGUUACUGUUUACAUGCUGCUUAUUAACUGCAACACGUUGAAACUUUACAACAGUAAACUACUGCCUCUGGCUUCCUGCCUCCCUCUGCCCUUGGCCAUCACAAUGGUGACCUUCUCUCCACUUCACCUCUACAGAGUCACCUACUUCCUGUUGCUGACACUCGUCCCUCUGGCGUUUUGUUGCCUGCUCUGACGGUAUCUGGCUGGUUUCAGUCUUCGUCUCUACCAUUACAAGCCUUCCUCUAAGUUACAGCCUGACUCUCUGCGGCUGGUUGAGGCUGAUGUGUCAAGCUGCCAUGGAGCAGAACUAUAGACAUAUAUAGCUUGGGGAACUGCCUGCUCAAUGUUAGCAUGAAAAGUUCUAUGGCAUUUACUCUGUAUUUUUAAAAUGAGGUGAUGUAAAGGCCUUGGAACAUUUGGUGCAAAUAUGGCUCCAUUAGAAUGACCUGAAACCAAGUUUGCCUUACUCUGUAUAUCUAUAGCUCUGCCUUCAAGGAGCAAGAACUCCACAACCAGUGAAGCUACUUAUACUAGAGACUCUCAAACAGGGUGUUAGUGUAAAAUGAGCUGUUUUGUUUUUCUUGUUUCUCGUGUCUGAAGUGGCUUCUGUCACGGUAGUUGCCAUGCUGUGAACUCUCACACUGCCUCCUGCUUAGCAAGGACAGUUGUGUUUAGCUGGAACCCACUGACUGUCGCAGCACUGUCACAAAACAAGUGGUGGUGCCCUAACUUUCAUUCCACAAGGAAAGCCCAAAGUAAUCAUGUUUACAAUUCCCUAUAAUCAUUUUUGAUACACAAAAAUUUAGAUUUGCACCGGAGAUGUACCUGUGUAGGUUCCAGUGUGUCUCCUAUUUUUCAGAAGAAAUCGUGAUCUGCUCCAUGUUCUUUACAACAUAGAGGUGUAGCUCAUUUUCAUAAGGCUGCUCUGGCUGAGAGCAGUCAACUCCGAAGAAUGUCCGCACAAUUGAGUCCGAACUUUCUCCGGAGUUUGCCUUUCAUACAUGAACAACACGACAGGAGGUUCUCCACUCAGAUGCGUUCACAACUACAGAGAAAUCUCCAGAGCAGUCAGGUGAAGGGUGGUGCAGCAGAGGCAGGACGUAAAGUUUGAAUUCCUCUGCGGACAUGUUUCGUUUUCACUACAUCGACACUGGCGUCGACCCUUAUCACGAAAGCUCUCUUGAUAUCUUCUUCUACGUGUAUGGCACCGCUUUUUUAUCCUGAUAUAUUGCUUUUCUUUUCCGUGUGUGUUGUGUUAGAGAUGUCAUCAACACACCCACGUGCUCGCAAUGGAUCCUGCAGAGGAUCUGCUGUUUUCUCACUUUGGCUCAUUCGAACAUUCUCCAGAGUUUUUACCAGAGUCCGGCUCGGAGAAAGUCUAGAGGCUGUCAAUUGGACAUUUGUGUUCGCACAUACAGCCCCUCUGGAGAAUGUCUGGAGAUUCUCCAAGUUCAGUGCAUGUCUGAAAGCAGCUUUAGUUGUAGUUCACUAUCGUCACUCCCACUUCCAUUUACUUUUAAAUACUCAUCUUAAAGAAGUACCUGAUAGAUUUUUAUAGACAAAAAACUAAUACUGACAUUUUCCUAUCUGAAAGAAUUCAGCCAAGAACGUCAAUGAUCUAAAUUCCUCACGUUAUUGUGCGUGCACAUCAUUUCACAGCGCUACUUUUCUCAGUACACACACUCAUGUCAUGCUCACACCCAAUCUGCUGCUCUGAAACAGAUACUAUCAUCUCGCUUCUUUUAAAAACGAUUCAGAAGUUCAGAGGGUGGUGAGGACUUAGGCACCACUGUAACAUUUGAUGCAGAAGUCUCCCAUGUCACACACCUCCCCCAGUCUGUGCCACUGUGGCAGUUAUGUGUGGACAGUUUACUGUUAUUACCCGACGGCCUCGUACACAUCUGGUAUCAACAUGUGGUUUUUGUGAUCUGAUCUAAUUUCAAGCGGACAGCUCUAAGUUCAGGUGUGAACGCACUCAGAUCGGAUGUAGAUCCGAUCAAGCCAGGCCACAUUAGGAGGCGGUCUGGGCCACGUGUCCACAUUCUUUCAGCAGUGUGAAGGCAAAUCCAUCCUGGGCCACAUAUGACGGACCUCCAUAUCAGGUGUCCUCCGACCUGCUGCAGUUUCACUAUGAUUUUAACACAUUUUAUCUCUUCUCGUUGAUUUGUUUUUAACCACCGCCACAAUAUAAACACAUCAUCACAUAAUCAUCAAUACUUCCUUUAAAUUGGUCAAAUCUCAAGCCCGUGCUGACACAGUCGUUUGUUUGUAUAGAGCAGAGAGGUGGGAUCCGGUCAAGAGACUCAUGUUGGGCCACAUUUUCAUGCCAGGUGUGAACACAAGCACUCGGAGCUGUCCACUUGUGAUGUGAUCACAAAUAACACAUGUUAAUACCAGAUGUGUACGGGGCCUAAAAGUUGAUGAGGUUUUGGUGACAUAAUUGUACUCAACAGACAAAGUAGUCUAUUGGAAUGAGACAAUUCUUAAAUAUUUAUUUGUUUUUUUAUGUUAUGGUCAAGCCAUGUUUUAACUACAGCUCAAGAUAGCCUCCUAUUAUUACCUGUGCUUGUUGGUAUUUUUAUACAGUGCAGAAGGUGUAUGAUGUUGAUGAUGAUUAGAAAGCACUACUUAUCUACUUUCUCCAACCCUUGUAUUUAUGUUCAGUGGAAGAUUAGGCGCUUCAAUUAAAGGGAAUUACGAACCUUUAUAGCAUAAGGGAAGUUUGCUACAGGAUAAUAAUGGAUUUUGUGUUUCAUGUUUACAGCUUGUGUAACCUUGUGUGCUUAGCUAAUGGCUGGUGCACAGGUGAAUAUUUAUUACCAGGGAGUCUACCAACUUAAUCCGUCACAAAACUGCUGCUCUGUCUGUGUGGCAUUUUGCAAACUGAUGCCAGUCACACAUUAGACAGUAUAGCUCAUCUUUAAGUUAACACAACAGGAAACUCUUGUGACCAUUUGAAUGUUUUUAUUUCUUGUGUAUAAAGAACACACGGAUUUUUGAUACACUUAAGAGGAUGAGGUGAUAUUUGAAACUGCCAACAUUUUUGGGAUUUAAGUUGUCUGCAAGUGUUUCAUACCAUCAUGCUGAUUUUUGGGUGGAGUGUGGUGUGUUCAAAUGGCAAAUAGGCCAAUAGGACAUUUCUUUUGCUCUUUGUAUUCAGUUUUUAUUUGCCAAUGACUUUUUAACCCAGUUAAUUUACAGUCAGAAUGACGCUAAUUUGCCAUUAAAGUUGAUAAAAUCAGUUUCUUAAGUCUGUGUAAUGUAUUGUAACAGACCAGAGAGUCAUAAGUAGGUGUUAUGACAACUCAUCAUUCUGUGACAUUUAAUUACAGAGGAAAAAAUAGUAUGGCCCUUAGUAUAGCACAUAUCUCCCCUUAAAUGCAAUCAAGCUGCACCAAAUUGCACGUACUCAUAGAUAUCAGUUUUGUGGUAAUCCCUCCAGUUUGUAUUAUUUGUUGACGAACAAACAGACGGAAGUGAAAACAUAACUAUGAUGGAGUUAUUGACUUUUUUGGUCUCAUCUCAGAGUUAACUUUUAAUUUAUUUUAUACCUCUCGUGUCUUAUUAUUCGUGCAUUGUCUCACCUCAGUGAAGCAGCUGCUGUGCCUUUCUGCUUCCUCAUGUCUGCAUCCUCAUGUCUGCAUCCUCAUGUCUGCAUCCUCAUGUCUGCAUCCUCAUGUCUGCAUCUGUUUCAUACCUGCCUGUCAGUUUCUAACCUUUCAGUGUACUGCCUAAAUGAUACAAAGGCCUACAGUGAAUGUCAUUGUACUUCACUGUUUCUGUGUGAAUGUGUUGACUCACCAGAACACCCCUCAAUAUGAUUUGUUUGAGAUAUGUAUGAGUUUAUAUUUACUAGAUAUGAAUGACAGGUUCAUUAGGGACCAGUUAAGGUUGACCUCCAGGCAAAGUGUACAAUCAUACAUCAACAUGCUUUUUAAAGACACCACAGUUGUUCCCACUGUGAAUGUACCUGCACUGAAUGUCUCUGUGUCUUUGAAUUUAUACGAUACUAGUGGUGUAAGUGAUCAGCUUGUCUGUUUGGUGCAGUUUUAGUGCUUUGAGAUGCACAUCGUCAGCCUCAUUGUGAAUUGGUGGCAUAUGCUACUUUGUAGAACAAAAUACUAGCGACGAGAAUUAUGUUUCUUAAUUGUGAUUUAUAUCGGUGUUCACUGUGAUAGUGUCGUUUCAGAUGUUCAGACGUACACUUAGGGGUUUUCAUUUUCUCACCAACUCUUGUCUAAGAUGGAAUUGGAAUGUGUUGCAUUUUAAAGUAGGAAUUCUCCUUUUCACUAACACUCAACUUUAGAUACUGCCAUUUUAAAGCCAAUAUAUUUAUAGCCAAGUGUUGUAGCACAGCUGUGAUACAUUUCUCUGCUUUAAAAUUAUUGUCAUAUAUCUCUAUUAAAAUGCCUCCAGCUCUACAACAAAUCAAGUUUAACAAACGUGUAAUAAUUUAUGAAAGUCAUAACCUUUUUCUUUAUAACAUUACUUUUACAGUGUUAAACUGACUAAGUUAUAUAUUUUAACAAGCAAAAUAUUGGUCUCAUCUUAAAUUCAGUCAGUAAAAGAUUUUUUACAAAAAGAAUUUAAUUAUUACUGUCUUGUUACGAUGCUUUUCUGAUAGUUGGUGAAAACAGCUUUUUAAAAUAAUAAUCAAUUAUAAGAACAAAUAUUGGACUCUUAUUUGCUUGAUUGAACAAACACAUUUCUAGAAUCAAGUUUUUGACCAGACUUUCCUUUUUUUUUCAUUUAAAAUGUUGAUUCCAAAGCUGAAUCAUCCACUCAUAAUCAUGAUUACAUGAUGUCCCUGCAUUAAGUUAAGGUGCAGAUGUAGUAUGACAAGCACUGGACUCUAUCAAUACAUUUAAUAACCAAGUUUGUUGAAAACUGCCUAAAUGUUCACUGUCAUUUACUUUAAAUAAUGCAGAACAUGUCAGCGAUGUAUCUGUUAAUAUGAAGUUAUCAUCAUACUAAAUG
Paralichthys olivaceus (Japanese flounder) is the source of this 7694-nucleotide messenger RNA. RefSeq names its product post-GPI attachment to proteins inositol deacylase 1 (gene pgap1). Gene Ontology annotation, biological process: endoplasmic reticulum to Golgi vesicle-mediated transport; GPI anchor metabolic process. Gene Ontology annotation, cellular component: endoplasmic reticulum. NCBI's taxonomy places the organism in Eukaryota, Metazoa, Chordata, Actinopteri, Pleuronectiformes, Paralichthyidae. The record is from RefSeq and is a predicted model, not a curated record. Gene Ontology annotation, molecular function: phosphatidylinositol deacylase activity.